GGAAUAAACAAAAGAAAAUAGCAACAUCAUACCGACAAAAAUGUUGUACAUACCACAUAACAGUACCAAUAGCCCGCAAUGUCAUACGCUAUCAUUCAGCGUCAGACCGUCGACGACGAGCGUGAAAAGAGGUGCGAAAACAAACGCGAAAGCAAAAGCAAAAGCAAAGGAGGCAUUGACAAACGAACAAACGGAAAAUGUCCCACGUGGGCGCCACAAACCUGUACGAUGAGCCCGAAAUCAUGGAGGAGUUCAUCAGCUGCUAUCAGCACUUCACCGCCCUGUGGGACAGCAGCACUCCCGACUACCUAUCGAAGCAGAAAAAGGAGCCCGGCUACCAGGAGCUACUGAAGAUCCUGCGACGCGUCAACGGCGGCUGCACCGUGCAGGAUGUGAAGCGUAAGAUAAACUCGCUGCGCUGCUGCUAUCGUCGCGAAAUCAAGAAGGUGCAGGCCUCCGAAAGUGGCUAUCAGCCGCGUCUCUGGUGGUUCCAUCUGAUGGCCUUCCUCAAGCCGGUGCUCAACAUCCAGUCGCCGGUCAGGGUGAAAUCGGAGAGCCUGGACGACAGUCUCGAUGAGGCCAGCAUCCAGGACGUCGAUAUGAUUUCGGAGACGUUUCAGAACGAAGAGGAUGUGCUGCGUCUGGAUACUGGAGAGGUCGAUGGCGAUGUGGAGCCGGAAGCGGAGCCAGAUCACGAACCGGAUACGGAAAACCUGGGCCCCGUAGUGGAGCACCAUGUGGAUGAUUAUCGGGGGGACAUUUCAUUGGCGGGCAGCAUCAAAAACAACGCCUAUCAGACGGGCUCUUCGCACCUGCGACUUAACGCCGAAUCGCUGGCUUUGGAUAAAUCCGGAAGACGUAUCCGUAUCCGGCGAAGACGCAGCAGCAAUGACAGCGUAUACGGCGAAACGGCGAGAAAGCGCAGAAACGAGGAGACUCCAAAUAGAGAUAGAGAUAGGGAUAGGGAAAGAGAUAGAGAUAGGGAGAUGGGGGAUAGAGAGAGGACGAGGGAGCGAGACAGAGAGCUCGAUAGCGAGAGCGAGCACGAGUGCGAGCUUAUCGGAAAACGAAUGGCCACCCACUUCCGGCAUAUGCGACCGGAUCAACGGCUCUACGCCGAACGGAUCAUCAGCGAGGUGCUGGUCUACGGCCGUAUGAAUCGCCUUUCGUUCGAGGCGCAAUUUAUACUGGGUCAAAAAUAGGUAAUACUAUGCGUAAUAUCUUCGGAGGAACAUUGAAUGGGCCCACAUUACACUGUACAUACACAGUUCUAUUCGAUGCGAUUCGCAUGUUCACAUCCUAAUUUACAUUGCUUACAUACAUAGGUUGCAUUAUUGAAAGCCUAAACCCUUUUUUUUUCAAUUAAGCACUUGCAGAUGUUGUAAUUAUUACCAAAUAAACCUAUUAUGAACAAUA
Drosophila santomea is the source of this 1416-nucleotide messenger RNA. RefSeq lists its product as uncharacterized. Bases 198 to 1202 code for a protein of 334 amino acids. The transcript is spliced from 2 exons. Lineage: Eukaryota; Metazoa; Arthropoda; Insecta; Diptera; Drosophilidae. The record is from RefSeq and is a predicted model, not a curated record.